CAAUGCUGCAUUCUGGGCAGCCAGGAGAGGAAACCUGGCGCUGCUGAAGCUGCUGUUGAACAGCGGCCGGGUGGACGUGGACUGCAGAGACAGCGUACGGUGGUUCGGUAGAUGCAUGCCCAGCAUGCACCAUUGCCCUCUGUGGGCACAGGAGCACCUCAGGAAUACAUUCCCCUUUACAAUGCUUAUUUACUUUUUCAUGUGUUUGCUUGCUUUAUCCUUUUUAAAACAUCCAAGGUACUGUGGUGAACUUAAAAACAUGCUGGGGGAAGUCAGAAAGAAAAGGAAACAAUGAAAUGCAUAAAACAGAAGGCAACCACAAUAGGGAAAGAGGCACUUCACUGGGAAUCAGAAUUGGCAGAUUACAAGAAGAAAAGCCUGUUUAGUGAAAGAAUUCAAGCCAACCACUUCCAUGAAAAGAUGGAGAUAAUUUAGAGCACAAGUGGGCUGCCAUGGAUGUGGGCGUUAUGUUUCUUCUACAAGGAUGAGAAAACAAAAAUUGAAGCCUCCCCCAGGAUUUUAUCCUUUCAUUACCUCUUGAAAACAUAAAUACACUAAUUGGCAAUUUAAAAAGGGAAACAAAAAUAGAUACUACUGCCCACUGGCAGAUACCACUUAGAGAGCUUUUCCAUCCCCAGCUAGAGGCAAUCGUUUUUCUGUCCUCAGCAAGACUUCUCAUCUCUGGGACCAAGAGGACCUCCAAUGAGGAAAGGGAGCGAGCAAUGAUGUUUUGAUUUUAGGAUUUGAAUAAAAAUGUUUCAAAGGAGCUUUGUUUUCCUGAAAACAGGGUGUGCCAUUUCCAGCUUUUAUUGUACAAAUUUGAAAUCUACCACAAGCCCAAAAGUGAAAUAGCAGUUUGCCCCAGUUGGCCCCGUGGGGGCAUCACAGUAGGAUAUCUUUGGUUUACGGGAUAUCUUUGGUUACACCUCCAGACCCACUCCACACCCUUCUCGCUCUUAGUCCCACAGUCUGAAUUGUAUGUACUGCUCCAGCAGACUCGCUUUCCUCUGGCCUCCAGUUGUGUUUGGCCCAUAGGAGCAUCUGCAGGAGUCAGAGGGUAGGAGGAGAGGGACAUCAGGGAGCCCACCGCCCUCCCUGUUUCUGUCUGGCAGCAGCGCCCCACUGUUCUCUGCAUCCUGGGAGCCGCUCCCUUCCCCCCUGGCACCUUCAGGCCUCAGCUGGUCAUGGACCCCCACUGUUCCUAGAUCCCAGUACUGUGCUGUUCUUUGUAGAUGCCCUACACCCAGGCCUCAGCUUAAUAGUCUCUUUAUUACACUUUCUUCCAAUUAUCCCAAUCUGAAUGUACCAUCUGUUCCUUGCCAGAACUCGGGCUGCUGUCAAGUCUUGGGCAUCUGUGAACUGGCCAUCUUGGUCUUAUUUGGGUUUUACGGGGCUGGUUCCUACAUCACAGUGGGAAAACUGUAGGGCAGAAACACCAGUUGUCACCGUGGCCAACACGGAGAAACCCGCCUCUACUAAAAAUACAAAAAUUAGCUGGGCGUGGUGGCAGGCGCCUGUAAUCCCAGCUACUCAGGAGGCUGAGGCAAGAGAAUCACUUGAACCUGGGAGGCGGGGGUUGCAGUGAGCUGAGAUCGUGCCAUCCCACUCCAGCCUGGGAGGCGAGACUUCGACUCAAAAAAAAAAAAUACCAUAGAGCACCACUAAGAAGCCAUUAGCUUUUUGUUACUUCGUUACUUCGUUACUUUACCGAUACUUUUUACAUAAAGCCAACAAGACUUUCACAAAACUAGCAUGGCCAUUGACAGAAGUCAACAAAAGCCAGAUGACAGCCUAACAUUGAAUUAUCGUAAUGUUAUUUUAAUAUCUAACACUUACUGAACGAAUAUCUACCAUUACUAUGUUAACCAUAUUGCCUGACUUAUCUCAUUCAGUAAUUUAAUCAGGUGGAUACUUUUAUUAUUCCCCCAUAUUUCAGAUGAAGAGAAUGAGACUUAAGGGUUACAUGAUGUGCCCAAGAUCAUACUGUCAGUGACUACUCAGCAAUACUGCCUUCCUACAAAAUCCCGUAGAUGAAAAUAACACGAAGCCUCCAAAAUUCACUUAAUUACCCUAUACCUAAUGAGCCUCCCCUGUGUGCAGAGUCACCUGUCUCUCUCAUCAUCCACUUCUGAGCAGCAGGUUGCUGAAUAUGCAGAGGUGGUAGCUAAGAUUACAAUUUCAAGUGCUUGAAAACAACUGUAAGUCAAACUGCAAAUGCCCACUUCAAUUAGAAGGGUCCAUAUCACAUGGUACACCUCAGGUCCUUGAAUCUUAAAGCUGGGACAGACUUUGGUGAUCAUCCCAUCCAACCGCUCAUUUUAAAAAUGAAAUAAAUGAGUCCAAGUAAUUGUAAGCAACUUGCCCAGGUUACACUGUUGGUCAGUGACAGCUACCUGGGUUUAGCCCCCACAGCUCCUGACUCUCAACUCUGUAGUCUCUCAUUUCACCUGGUGCCAUACAUCUUUACCUGAAUCAUUUUGAAGAUGAAGACUUUUAAAUAUGGAAAAUCAGAUGGUACCAUUUAAUUUUUCUUUUGCAUUAAUAGCAAUGUUUUGGCUCAGGAAUCAUUUAAUAGGAAUCAUAAAAUGAGAGCAAUAUAUCAUCGCUGCCUUAAAAUGCAGUAACUAUGGUUCAUUUGGACUGUGCUUCUGAAGGUAAUGGAAGGAAUUUUGCCCUUGGAUGUGUUCUGAGUGGAGCUGACAUCUCUGCAGCAUCUUCUCUAGGACCCUUCUCUCUGACAUAGCAGUGGCCUAACUCUUCAUCUGUCUCUCCUCCAUCCAGCAUGGCACCACACUCCUGAUGGUUGCUGCCUACGCUGGCCACAUAGACUGUGUGAGGGAACUGGUUCUGCAAGGAGCAGACAUCAAUCUCCAGAGAGAGUCAGGUACAACUGCCCUAUUCUUUGCCGCCCAGCAAGGCCAUAAUGAUGUCGUGAGAUUUCUCUUUGGAUUUGGAGCAUCCACUGAAUUUAGGACCAAAGACGGGGGCACCGCCCUGUUGGCUGCCAGUCAGUACGGGCACAUGCAGGUGGUGGAGACCUUGCUGAAGCACGGAGCAAACAUCCAUGACCAACUUUAUGAUGGAGCCACUGCCCUCUUCCUAGCUGCCCAAGGUGGUUACUUGGAUGUUAUUCGAUUACUGCUGGCUUCAGGAGCAAAAGUCAACCAGCCAAGGCAGGACGGGACAGCGCCCCUGUGGAUCGCGUCCCAGAUGGGCCACAGCGAGGUGGUGCGGGUGAUGCUGCUGCGCGGAGCCGACCGCGACGCUGCGCGGAACGAUGGCACAACAGCAUUAUUGAAAGCAGCCAACAAAGGGUAUAAUGAUGUCAUAAAAGAGUUGCUUAAAUUCUCACCCACUCUUGGUAUUUUGAAGAAUGGGACAUCAGCGCUCCAUGCAGCAGUGCUCAGUGGAAACAUUAAAACAGUUGCGCUGCUCCUAGAAGCAGGGGCAGACCCAUCCCUGAGAAACAAGGCCAAUGAACUUCCGGCAGAACUAACCAAAAAUGAACGUAUAUUGCGUCUCCUGAGAAGUAAAGAAGGUCCCAGAAAGAGCUAACUUAGCUCCAUAUUUGACAGAAAGAUAGAAAGCUUAACCACAUUGUCCAAAAAGAAAUUGCAUUUCAAGCAGUGUUGGAAAUUCUUUUAUGAAAAAAAAAGAUGCCCAGAAUGCCCAUCCUGUGGGUCCCUGACAAAGAAGAGCUACGCUCUGUGCACGAAGUCAAGAACCAAACAGCUCAGGGACCCUCUUGCCCCUUCACCAUGGACUUCUCAUGGUGUCCUGUAACUCAUCUCCCGGGGGGCCUGGCAUGUUCACAGAUUCCACAGAAACUCAUUUUCAACAAUGCUAACUUGGACCUGUCAGUUAAACUCUAAGGUGGACAGGGUUCUCAGUACUAAGCAAGGAGACAGAAUGCUUUGUUCCUUUAAAAGACUGAAAAGCUGACCUUCAAUGGAUUGAGGCACUUUUGCUUUUGUGUUAAAUGUAGAUGUGCUAAAAUAUAUAGAUCUAUCAUAUUUUACCUACAUAUGUAUGUCAUUCCAGUAUAAAACAUUCUCCUCUACCCAAGAACCAUAGCCAUGAUUGUUAUAAAUCAAUGAAGUGUAAACAUACAUUAUUAAAAAACCACUUCUGACAUUCCAUUAUGUGCUAUUCAAAGAUGGACUAUUGAACUAUAGAAAAGACAGACUGUGCAUUUGUUCGUUGAUCCUCAUCUUAUUCCUGACAUGUAAAAAUCAAUUUUACGUAGAGUCAACAUUGUAGGUAGGUUAAAAUACCAGUGGCAAAUUUGGAAAUUCAGAAACUUAUAAACCACGAGAAAUAUAUAGGCUUGUCUCUUUGGUCUUUUAUUUUGGCUCUAUUGUUGGGAAUCUAUUUCCUAUUCUAUAAGUAAGUAUACCUAACAUGCUGUGGAAUCUUGAGUUUCCAACACCGUGCUGCUUGAUAGAAUGACUUUGAGGUCCUUGGAUAAAAUGUGAUAUAUGCAAGUACAGUAUGUUGCUAUUACUAUUGCAGGAAUAUAAAUAAUAAAAGACUGUUAUUAGCACUUAGUAAGUCUUCAUCUAUGCAUGUUUUUGAGUUGACUGAUUCCAAGAAUGAAAUAUGAGGUUUAUUGAAUUAUUCCUUUGAAAGGGAUCAAAACUUAUAUUCAAUGCACUUUAUAAUUAAUGGUGUCUAAAUGCCUCAGUCAGUGCCUAACUGCACAUACAAAAAUAAAACCUUCUUUCUGUAAUCUACCAAAAUAAACGCAAUGGUAUUUCUGCUAUUUAAACACAUCUUUAGCUUAUUUCUUCAUGUUCUGCUCUGGUUUUCAGUCAGUGUCUAUGUAAAGACACUUUUAGAGGAAAAUGUUGUAAUCCCAAAAGAAUUUUUGUUUAACCAACUUUCAGAGUUACUAAAAGGAUUAUCUUUAAUUCAGUAAAUAAUAGAAUAUAAUCUUCAAAAUUAGAAGAUAUUCUCUUAAAAUUUAUAACAAUUAAUGCAACAAAAAUCAGCAUAUUUUGAUAAAUGUCUCAAGCAAAUGAGCAACUCACAGGCCCCACAGGUGCCUACAGCCUGACCAGCUAUACAAAAAGCCUGCAACCUGAUUCUAGGAUAAAAUAUUAGAAAGCUCUCUGUUGCUAAAACAUCCAGAUAUAAACAUUUUGGUGGCUAAAAUCAAUGCCAUUUCCUCAUUGACAUUCUUUUAUUCAGCAAAUUUGUACAAAUAUACAUUUUCUCCUGUGCGAAUUUCAAAAAGCUAUAUUCAUUUUGAAGAGGAAAAUAAUAUGGCAUUAAAUGCUUUGUAUUUUCCCCUUAGUUAGCCCUUAUGGCAAAAAUAGUUGCUAAUCACUGAUACAAAGCAAAACGUUAUGGGUACUGAUAACAAAGUUCCAAAAGCCAAAAUGGGAUGAAUCACAAACUUACUGUUUUUCACUAAAACAUGUAAUUGGCCUAUUACAUCAAUAGUUUUAAGUGGGUAAUGUUCUUGAACAAUAUUAGAGCCAUAAAAUUGAAGCCAGUAGCUUGAACAAUAUGGAGGCCUUCUUACUGUAGGGAAGAGGUGUCUAGCUUAGAAGGAUCACAUUUGAUCUAGAUGAGAUUACCCAUAGCAGGGAAAAUGAAUCAUCACCUACCAAAGACUGUACGGAAAGGUGUGUUAUUUUCAAAAUUGCAUUUUAGUUUGCACACAUGUAAAUGAUUAUUCUAUGUUAAUCUAAUUGACAAUUCAGUUAGCUCCGCAUCCUAAGACUUAAAACUAGCAAUUCCUAUGCAAAUCAUCUGCUUAACUGAACUACAAACGUUUUUCAUUAAUUCAUUCUUUGAUGACAUAUUCCAUGUUAUAUAAUAAUUCAAAAUAAAGUUAAUAUACUACCCCA
Messenger RNA from Homo sapiens (human), 5855 nucleotides. It is a transcript of the gene ANKRD29, whose product is annotated as ankyrin repeat domain 29. The record is from RefSeq and is a predicted model, not a curated record. The coding region runs from base 2800 to 3555 and encodes 251 amino acids. The transcript has 9 exons. NCBI's taxonomy places the organism in Eukaryota, Metazoa, Chordata, Mammalia, Primates, Hominidae.